AGCCUACCCGAAUAUUUAUGCACUACCCUCGCUACGUACUGGCGGUAGCCCCGCUGUGUAGUCCCUUACUCUUAAUAUGAGUACUACUUCUCCUCUAUAUCCUCUUAGCAUGAGCCACGUGGUAGUCCCAAUGAAGUAACUUCAAAAUGGCAGCAUAUUGAACAGAGAAAAAAGAAUGGACGCCGUGAUGUCAACGGCAUCCGUAGCAGAUCUUCUAGGCUCCCUGCGGGACGAGCACCUUUUCCCAGCGGAUGGGCAGCCACGCACGCUCUUAUGGGCGGUCCUUUCCGUCGCAAUGCUCGUGUCCGCCGUUGUGCAGCAGUUGUCCAGUACGGGAAAGAAAACCGCUGCGGCUGCGGGGAAAACACCGAAAGAGAAGAAGGAACUUUAUUUCACCGAGGACAAGAGGCAGUGGCUCUUCUCUCUACAGGAUUCGGAGAAGGCCAAGCCGAAGAUGGUGUACGACAAGCGCGAUUUUUACGACUACGUGAUCAUGUUGGCUCUCUCCAUCGGAUCCUGCGUCGCAGUUUAUGGAGUUCAGCACGUUCUCACCAAAAUCGUGUUCCACAGCUCGUGGUUCCUCCUCUUCGUUUUCGCCACGCGGCACGGCACCUGCGGGUUGUUGGACUGGCUGAAGCAAAGGCCGGCGAUCUUUUCGCCGCGGGUCUGGCUCCACUGGGCCAUGUACAAGACGGAAAACAUGCGACCGAGCUACUGCUACCAGAUCGCCGUGUUUGCGGGCGACAUUGUCUUGUUGCGGGUUUUGCGAACUUACGUUUUCACGAAAAGUUAUCCCUCGGAGGGAGAUGAUGAUGAAAUGUUCUCCAGCUUGUUCUCAACCCCGUGGUCCUACUACGCUUUCUACGGUCUCACCUUUGGUUUGUUCUAUCUCAGCUUUGCCGUCGCCACGGUUCUCCGGACAGUGUCCCUCCUCGACCACCUCUACCAGCACAACCACGUGUUCAAGUUUUUGCAGCAAACUGGCUGGAGGAAAACCCUGCGGUUCUUACCGGAGAAAUUGAACCUACCGGACGUCUGCGACCACUUCGUGGGUUUGCUCCACGCAUUCGUCACCGGAGUCUGGACCCACGUGGUCACCGUGAUACCCUACUACCUCGUGCUUUGCGCGUACUGGACGGCUCUGUGUUCUCCUGCAGCUCCGACAGGAAGUAGUACUGGCAAUGAAGCGAGUGGAACAUCUUCAACGAGCAGUGACCAGCUCCUUCCCCACCCCGGACUCGUAUUAACCGCCGUGCUCAGCUGGCUUUUGCGGUUUCUUAUCAUCGAGCAGAGGCUGCUUCAGAUGUUCGAGCAGAACGACUUGAAUGAUUGGUACAUCCGGGAUCACUGGCUGGGGCAUUUCUCGAAAAUCGGCUUCUCCUACAUGCACGGACCCCACCACGACUGCCUGCCCGUCGGAUUUAUCGCGGUGGCGGACAACGGGCCGCUGGAGGGCAUGGUCCGCCACUUCUUCGGGCACUUCGACUCCUUCUGUUGCCCGCCCUUUGCCUGCUUCCGGUGGACGAAGACGAUUAUCCGCGACAUUGUCGGGCACCAGUACGUACCCGGGGUUUUGCCUUGGUCUUUUUCCGUCGUGGAUUACGGAGUGCAUCACGUGGAACACCACUACCUGUCCAUGUACCCGCUCGGCAACGGAAUUGAACACGAUCCCGACCCGAGGAACAAUCUAGAGGUGGAAAACUGGCUCAGCAACGGGGCGUACGGGAAAAGUAGUACGGUGUGGACCUGGUUCGUAUCAGAAGUGCAGAGGAUAGAGAGUGGGAAGAAGAAUGGUGCGGGGGAAAAUAAAACCGCAGAUACUGCUGGCGCGGAGGCCGCAGGGGAGGAUAGCGGGUUGAAGAAUAAAACGCAAUGAAGGUGUUGCACUUUUACUUUACGCAUUGUGGAAGAUAUCAAACUAAAUGGACAAAAGCGAAACGUGGAUUUUUGACUCCGUAGAUUUGUGACAUAAAGAAACAGCGUGAUCAGCAUUUCCAGAUCUAUUGUUUAGGUUCUUCAUCCUGCAUAGAUAUCAGUUCUUUACGUAAACUUUCACAAUUUUUGGAAAUAGGGAAAAAGAAAAAAGAAAAUAUCGCAAAUAAAAUAGACCCUCGGCGGUUUGUGCAGAUCUUCAAGCGAGGCAAAAAUGACAACAUUUGGUGUAAGACAAGAUGAAGGAUCUUCUUCAUGUCAGGUCGUUUUCAUCAAACUCUGGACAGGCCAUGCUGGUACUGGCAUUUGGCGUGCCUACUUUUUGUGGACGUG
This is a messenger RNA of Amoebophrya sp. A120, 2265 nucleotides long. Lineage: Eukaryota; Dinophyceae; Syndiniales; Amoebophryaceae. The record is from the annotation of a GenBank genome assembly.